UUUUGCUAUGAGAUAUAUUUAACAAAUUUAGAUAGAAGAUAGAUAUAUAAACUAUUCUUCUUAUUCUUCUUCUCUUCCUGACAACAAUUAUUUGUAUUCAUCUCUAAAAAAAAUCUAUGGAGGGUUCUUCCGAUUUAAACGGUUGUGAUUUUGUAUGAACUAUAUAUAGAACACACAACUAUCCAUAAAUUCAAGAUAGGCACCAUCAUCUCCAAUCUUUUGUUUCUUCUUUCUUCAAGCCUGAUAAUUUGUUCUUGAAAUGCCUUCAAGCAAAGACCCCAACAGCCAGAAAUUUACAAAACUAAAGAAAGUAGAAACUGAUCCAGACCCCGACCUUUACGACAUAACAUACGUCGAUGUAACUCCCUCUGAAAGCUGCUCUUCUCCAUUGGCCAAAUCACCAUGGUCCGUACAAGUCGAUCCCAACCUCAUAGAACCGCCACGUUCUUCUGCGUCAAAAUCCACGGCGUCGCACGCCAAAGAACCAAAGAAAUAUUCUCCCAACAUUCUCAUGGGAUCCCUGGUCCGCGAAGAAGGCCAUAUCUAUUCUUUAGCCACCUCUGGCGAUUUACUCUUCACAGGAUCCGACUCCAAGAACAUUAGGGUUUGGAAAAACCACAUCGAGUUCUCCACGUUCAAAUCCAACAGCGGGUUGGUUAAAGCUAUUGUUCUUGCAGCGGACAAGAUAUUCACCGGACAUCAAGACGGGAAGAUCCGCGUUUGGAAAGUCUCGUCUAAAGACUCGAGCGUGUUCCGUCGCGUUGGCACCAUGCCGCUUAUCCGAGACUACAUCAAAAACUCCAUAGCCUCUUCCUCUUACUUAGGUUUCAUGAGACGGAACCGAACCAGCACAAGCGCGCAAGGGUUCCGACAUCUUGACGCCAUCUCGUGUCUAGCGUUGAGCGAAGACAGGAGGCUGUUGUACUCGGGGUCGUGGGAUAAAACGUUUAAAGUGUGGAGAGUCUCUGACCUGAGAUGCUUGGAGUCGGUGAACGCGCAUGAUGACGCGGUGAACGCGGUCGUGGCCGGUUUUGACGGUUUGGUUUUCUCCGGUUCAGCGGAUGGUUCGGUUAAGGUGUGGAGGAGAGAGGACCAAGCCAAGGAGACGAGACAUUUCUUCUCCGAGACGUUAUUGAAACAAGACUGCGCAGUGACGGCGAUAGCGGUUGAUCAGAGCGGGAUGUUAAUUUACUGCGGUUCAUCUGACGGAACCGUUAACUUUUGGGAACGGGAUACUAAUAUGAAAAACGGCGGCGUUUUGAAAGGGCAUAAACUCGCCGUUCUUUGUCUCUUCGCGGCGGGGAAUUUGUUGUUCAGUGGUUCUGCUGAUCUCGGGAUUCGCGUUUGGAGGAGACCUGAACGCGGUGGUGGUGGCGGCGGCAGAGGUGGAGAGCACGCGUGUGUUUCGGUUUUGACAGGACAUGCAGGUCCGGUGAAGUGUUUGGCGGUGGAGAGAGAUCAAGAGUCUGUUUCGGGUGAGAGACGGUGGAUUGUGUACAGUGGGAGUUUAGAUAGGUCGGUGAAGAUGUGGCGUGUUUCGGAGAAUUCUCCGCCGUUGGAAUUUAUGACAGAUUCGUCUGGUGGUUCUUCUAGGUUAACGGUGGCUCCUAGCUUCUCGGCUCAAGGGAGAAUUAGCCACAAUAAAUAGUUAUAUAAUUUUGUACGCAAGCGAAAAAACACUAACUUAUUUAAAUGUUUAUUAUGUAAAAGAGAUUGAUCCAAGAAAAAAAAAGAUUGAUCCAAACAGUUUAUAAGACCAUGAUCAACGAAAGUAUACGGUUUCAUAAUUUUUAACUAAAAAAAAUAUUUCAUAAAUAAAAGAUAUAAAAAACGCAUUUUAAUAGAAAAAUGCCAAAUCAUGAUCUAAGAAUCUCAAAUAGAUCUCUUUCAUUAAUCAUGUUCUAACACUGUUCUAUAAUAUGUUUUAUAAGGUCAUAUAUUCGGCGGAUAUACUCUGUUCAGACAAAAAAUUACUGAAAUUAUAAUAUUCAGUUAACUAUACGGUUAUUCUCAAUUUUAAAUCAACUUUGGUUUAGCUCAGACAAAUUAAAAAGAUGACAGAGAAACUCUUUUUUAUAUAGGUCUUCGAGUAUGAUUAAUUGGGAUUCUUAAAGUGGAUUCUUAGCGAAAUAUAAGAUACCGUCUCUAAAUUUUUAACUAAAAAAAGCUAAAACUAAUUCUUAGUUUUUUUAAUUAAAAGUUAAAAGACGCUUUCUUAUAUUCCGCUAAGAACCCUACCUUAAAAACGCCCUCCCCCCCCCCUUUCUAUUAAUCAUUAUCUUUUACCCACGAUCUUGAUAGGUCUUUAACCACUAAAAUAAUCUGAAACGACGAAAAAGAGGAAGAGAAAUAGAAAGUCUGUCUCUCGUUAGAAACUCAUAUACAAACUUAAUAUUCAAUGAUUCAAUUUUUUUUUUGAAGAUUGUCGUGAGAAACUUAUUUAAAGGCUCUAAAACGGUGCGGGACAAACGGGUUGGAUAUUGCAGUAUGGUUUAACUGUGGUUUGUAUAAGAAAAACACAUACCGCGGAACAACUACGGAUCGUCUCAAAUAAAUGGUUCAAAACGAAGUAUGAAUGGUGAUAUAUAAAAUGAAUAGUAUAACUGCGGGAUAUAUUUAUAUUUUCAAACUAAAAAUUUAGUGGUACUAAUAUAAUUUUUAAAAAUAUAUUUUAUAUAUUUGAAAUGUAAAAUUUAUCAUGCUAUUGCGAAAUUUUAUAUCUAAUAUCUUGUUUUAUUUUUAAAAUUAUAAUUGUGUUAGAUGUUGUUUAAGCAAAACUAAAUAAAUUAUA
Brassica napus (rape) is the source of this 2791-nucleotide messenger RNA. RefSeq names its product protein JINGUBANG. Gene Ontology annotation, molecular function: protein binding. The transcript has a single exon. Bases 260 to 1648 code for a protein of 462 amino acids. The record is from RefSeq and is a predicted model, not a curated record. NCBI's taxonomy places the organism in Eukaryota, Viridiplantae, Streptophyta, Magnoliopsida, Brassicales, Brassicaceae.